AUGGAGCUUAUCAUUGGCCCGGCGCGGGCGGUGUUUGAUGCGGCGCGAAGAGGUCCGGAGAGGAUGGAGUGGGUAACCCCAAUGGACGUUCUGAUGGCGGUUUUCGACACCCCGGCCGACUGCCAGGAGGCGUUGCGUUGCUUCAGGGCGAUGCGUCUCGGAGUUGGCCUGGAUCCCCGUUCGCGUGCCAUGACUCUGCACGGCCUGUUGAAUCGAGCGCUCCCGACGGUGAACGAAAUCACGCUUUCGGAACCACUGCUCGGUCGUUUUAGGGAGAUCCUGCCGGAAGAUUUGCGGAGAUAG
Echinostoma caproni is the source of this 303-nucleotide messenger RNA. The record is from the annotation of a GenBank genome assembly. Lineage: Eukaryota; Metazoa; Platyhelminthes; Trematoda; Plagiorchiida; Echinostomatidae.